Molecule: messenger RNA, 3824 nt
Organism: Oncorhynchus kisutch (coho salmon)
Lineage: Eukaryota; Metazoa; Chordata; Actinopteri; Salmoniformes; Salmonidae
Product: sushi domain-containing protein 6
Exons: 5
Coding region: 278-1039 (253 amino acids)
Biological process (GO): DNA damage response
Source: RefSeq, a predicted model, not a curated record
AAUGUCACCAGUGCGCGUAGUCGGGACUGGAGCCUGUGAUAAAUCUCUCUGUUCCUGUCAAAAACACAGCUGAGCGAUGACUCAAUUGUCAGCGGCUGUGAAAUAGAUCCAGUUGUUGCUAUAUGCCCCGUUAAUCUGGAGGAGAAUUAAACAAAUUAGAUAUUGAUCUCGAGCGGAUCGUAUAUCAAACAGACGGGGAAGUAUUGAUUUAUACCAUUUUGGACUAGUCCUUGAACGGAAUAUUCCUAUAUCUAGAUUCUACAGGAAGGCUGUUUUGAUGUCUGCGCAGCGGGAGUCUCUAUGGCUGUGUGGACACAUCACUCUGGGCUACGGGCUCAUUCUCCUGGUCGCCCUUCCAGACCUCACCACAGGCAGGCAAGGGAACUGCAGCCACCCACUGGUGCCAGAACACGGGGGCUUCCGCUGCGAGCCCUCCCCCUGCCGAGGCUUCCCCCAGAAGAGCUUGAUCUACUACUUCUGUGAGCCCGGCUACACCAUCCCAAAAGAGGUGCACAGCUCGCACUGCCGCCACGGCAAAUGGAUCCCCAGCGUGCCCACCUGUCUGUCCACAGCAGACAGACAUGUUAACUAUGAGGACCAGGUGGCCCACUCACUCCCUAGCGUUGCCACGACGGCGGUGGGCGUGUCCAUAUUUCUUCUCACCACCACGGCCUGCUUGGUGAUCAAGUCCCGCCUUUUUCCCUGUCACUCACACAGGCGCUCCUCUGACCAGAUGGAUCUGAUGGUGGAUGGCCUGCCUGUGUCUCUGCCCACCUAUGAGGAGGCUGUCUAUGGGAGCUGGGGGCAACACCUGCCCCCCUGCAGAGGGCCCACCCAGCUCCUAUUGGCCCAGGAGGCUCCAGGUCCAUCAUUAGCUCACAACCAAUCAGAUACCAGUCACCUUAUCCCUCAAUCCAAUCAAAGCCCCGAGAUCCUUCCGCCCCCUUACGAGGAGAUCCAAUCCCGUCCCAGAGAGAGUCAGAGUGAGGUGGACGUGCGGGCCAUACAAGUUGCACUUCCCGAUGACAAGGACAUUUGAGUGACUGGCGUAUUUAUGUUACCCACCAAUGAUGUACUGACUUGUAAAAUCAUGUGCUCAGGCACUUGCAGUGGGGCAAAAAAGUAUUUAGUCAGCCACCAAUUGUGCAAGUUCACCCACUUAAAAAGAUGAGAGAGGCCUGUAAUUUUCAUCAUAGGUACACUUCCACUUUGACAGACAAAAUUAGACAAAAAAUCCAGAAAAUCACAUUGUAGGAUUUUUUAUGAAUUUAUUUGCAAAUUAUGGUGGAAAAUAAGUAUUUGGUCACCUAUAAACAAGCAAGAUUUCUGGCUCUCACAGAUCUGUAACUUCUUCUUUAAGAGGGUCCUCUUGUCCUCCACUCGUUACCUGUAUUAAUGGCACACCUUGCACAAUUGGUGGCUGAGUACAUACUUUUUUGCCCCACUGUAUAUGGAUUCAAGCCUACCAGCAUGGAUCGACUUUCUUUUCAGGUUUCAACCUUAUACAUAGCACACCAGUUCUGAUUGGCUGUUGGUAAUGUUAUGAGACGUUUCCUGCCAUGGAGACAUGGUUUAUAUCCCAUCAGUGAUGGGACCUGAGCCUCGUUUGUUGAGGUGACUUUGGUAAUGAUAUUACUGUUACAUCACAGGGACCUGCGUGUCCUUUUUGUUGGUUUAUGAUUUGCGAUGAUGGCAGAGUUGUAGCGUUGAUAUAGAAACCAGCAGACUGACCCUGUUCCCGCCUUGCACCUCUCCCCUAUCUGCUUUGAAUUACUGACCAGAAUUUGGGGAGGGUUUGGGGUAGAAACCCCCAGGAUGUACUUAUUUGUUAUAGACCUUGAAUGUAGUUGUUUCUCUUUUUCUUUUCAAUAGAAAAAAAUGUAAUGGAUGUAUGUAAUGUAACAUUUACAUAAUAUUGCAAUUAUUGCAUUGCACAGAAGAUUAAACGUCAACAUUGUUUCUAAUUGUACUAUAGGCCUCCCGGGUGGCGCAGUGGUUGUGCCACCAGAGAUUCUGGGUUCGCGCCCAGGCUCUGUCGCAGCCGGCCGCGACCGGGAGGCCCAUGAGGCGGUGCACAAUUGGCCUAGCAUCGCCCGGGUUAGGGGAGGGUUUGGCCGGUAGGGAUAUCCUUGUCUCAUCGCGCUCUAGCGACUCCUGUGGCGGGCCGGGCGCAGUGCACGCUGACCAGUUCGCUAGGUGUACGGUGUUUCCUCCGACCCAUGGUGCGGCUGGCUUCCGGGUUGGAUGUGCGUUGUGUCAAGAAGCAGUGCAGCUUGGUUGGGUUGUCUUUCGGAGGACGCAUGGUUCUCGAUCUUCGCCUCUCCCGAGUCCGUACGGGAGUUACAGCGAAUUGGAUACCACGAAAAGGGGGUAAAAUACAUUUUUAGAAAGUAGGGAAUAGGGCACUAUUUGGGACACCACACAGACAGAGCUAGUGUAAUAACCAGCUCAUGUUGAAUAAUUAAGUUCUAUUUGGGAAUUUCAGCUUAAAGUGGCAAUCAGCAGUUGAAACAAUAAGUCACCCAUUUCAGUAAAAAGCUGAAGGAUGGGCCUGAGAAAUGUAACCACACUCAAAUUCAUAGGCAGGACUGACCAUCCAUGAUAUAAAAAGGAUAGUUUUAGGCAAGUUGUAACAUGGGAUCUGACAUUCUGACCAACUCAUUCUUCCGUUAUGUUACACAGAACUUUGUACAAACAGGAUGGCCAGGGAAAGGCACUGUGAGGGAAGUGGAGUAGACUCACUUUAACUGCUAACUGUGUCCAAAUGGAGAAGUACAACAUCCGCUUAUGAGGAAUGCAGAACUACUAUACUGACCUAUUUACUGAAAUAAGUUGAGAAACUACUGUGUGUUCAGCCCUGAUUUGAGGUUGUAGUUAGUCAAUGGAAAGACCCAUUGACAAAACAAGAGUUGGUGCAUUAUGGUUGUUUCCCCAUCAAACAGUUUCAAGCAGGAAGUGAUAUGUAAUAGAACAUAGUUCCACAGGUUUUGGGGGGAGGGGGGGGCGCAUUCGGUCUUCAACGCGGUCCGGAAAGUCGUGCUGAACAUUUUUCCUCGCCACGUUAAAACUUGCAAAAAAAUUGUCCUCUAUCAAUCGUAUUUGUAAUUUCCGAUGCUCCCUGACUGUCUAGCUUAAUUUCUGUGAUUAUUAGUGAACUGGACACAGUCAAGAAACUAUGAAUGUAGGUCCAUUAUCAUUUUACACAGUUUAGAUUUGGUUUUAGUCAUUUUAAAGUAUAUGGAGUUUGUUUCCCCCACCCCCCAAAAAAUACAUACUGCGGGCCGGAUCUGGCCCGCGGGCCGUAUGUUUGACACCUCUACUCUAAAGUGCCAGUUCAUUUGUAACUAUUGUGAAAUAUUGUGGCCAUUAUACAUAUGGGUGUUAUGUUCAUGACAUGUUCAACUUAUUUGGCACCGACAAACUUAAAGGUGAUGCCAUUUACACAUGGUGUGCUGUGUUUAGAGCGACUAAUGUGUCGACUACACCGUUAUACAAUUUAUAACUAGUCUGGGGGUACUGCAUAAUCUUGCCCCUGCAUAAACUUUACAUUAACUGAAUAAAACUAGGUCAGAAGUAACCUAAUCUCUCAUUGACAGACGUAUGUAACAUAACUGAGAUUUUUUAGUUCUGAGUUUCCAAGAUUAGCUUGUUUUUUUCCCGGGGGAAACAAAGGAGCAUUAUUAAAUAUCAAGUAAAGAAACAAGCUGCAAUCUGAAGUCAGGCAGCAACCUGCACUAUGAAAAUAUGAAACUACCAUAAACACCACAAGAUGGCAGUAUUUCUUUACAUUACAUACUCUUGAAUAAAAAGUGCAUUUAUAUCCA